UUCGUAAAUGUCGUAGUUAAAAGGCUUACUCUGUAACAAGCAAAUAAAUUCAUAUGCAUCUGCACAUUGUUAUAAACAAGCUUUACUUGGGCACGCCAUUACGCACUAGAUCUCUCACUACUUGGAAAUACCUGCAAACCUGCUUCGCCUCGCACAACAAAGGUAAACUUAAUCUCACCUUAUUUUAUAUUGCUUGUUUAGUUAGCUGAGCAUCUCUCUCGCGAGUAAAUAAAUCCAUAAUCGCAUGAAAUUCCCAACUUAACUUAGCCUAUAAUGUGUCGUUCGGAAAAGAAAGAAAUUUUACACAAUGGUUAUUUCUACGAUGUUACCAAUUUUUCCCAUCCUGGUGGAAAUAUCAUAAGUUUCUUUGUUAACAAUGGGGAAGAUUCAACCAACACUUUCAGACAAUUCCAUCACAGAUCUAUAGCAAAAUCAUCCCUGAUGCUGCAAUCCCUGCCUAGAAGAAAGGCUGAACCUGGAGAAUAUGCAACAACAAUUCCUCCCGAGCAGUUGGAAAGGCACCGGCAACUCACUGCUGGUUUUCAAAAAUUGUUCAAGGAACUGGAACGAGACGGAUUUUUUGAGCCGUCUCCAACCUACAUUUGUAUCAGGAUAGUCAGUCUCUUACUCUUUAUCGGUGUCGGAUUCCAACUCGCUUUCCUGGAUGCGACCGUUCUCCGUCUUCUGGGUCUCGUAAUGCUCGCCGUGGGAGGAGCUCAAAGCGGUUGGGUUAUGCACGAGGCAGGUCACUACUCAUUGACAGGGAGGCCCAAGUUGGAUCGAAUUCUCCAAUCUCUCAUAUUUGGCCUCAGUACAGGCUUCUCGGCUGCAUGGUGGCGUACUUAUCAUAAUCGACACCACGCGGCAGCGCAGCGGGUCGGAAAGGACGAAGAUGUCAAUUAUCUUCCGCUGAUUGCUUUUAACAAGGAAACUGUUCCAACAGAGGAGGAAGGAAAGUCUUUCUGGGUACGAAAUCAGGCCCUGUUGUACUUUCCAAUUGACGGCUUUCUAAUUAUAUUUUACUGGAAAAUGGUUAAGUGUCCCCGAUACGCCUGGCACAAAGGAGCGUAUCUCGACCUAUUCUGCAUGGGUGUACAUUACGCGACCGUGGCUUACUCGUUAGGCCUUCUUCCGUACCUUUUCGUCAUUUGGAUGACUGCAAUUUACACAUUGGGCCACUUGUCGUUGAAUCAUACUCACACUCCCGUUACGGAAGUGGAAACACACUGGGUGGAACAUGCUCUGACACACACGGUCGACAUUGCCCCCAGUUGGUGGGUUGACCUCAUCAUGGGAUAUUUAAAUUAUCAUGUCCUUCAUCACUUAUUUCCCACGAUGCCACUUUUCCGAGGAAGGAAGGUUAUGGACAGGAUUAAACAAUUCGCACAAGAAUAUGGAUUACCUUAUCAAUGCCACUCGUAUUGGAAAUCCAUUCAACUCACAAUUACCAAUGUGAGAGAUGUGGCAAGAGAAUUACAACAGGGGAUUUAAAAGUAGCCAAUUUAGUAUUAAGUGGAACCACGAUACAUAUUUAGAUAUUUGUUUGCUAAUUUAUAUUUCUUACAUUGUUAGUAUGAACAAUUUUAUUCGGUAUGUAUUUAUGUACAGGAUUACGAGUGACUUAUUGACCGGACCUCUGAGAUAAGAAAUACAAUUGGUCCAUGUUAUGCAUAUGCUUACGUAAAUAAAUAUAUGUACUACGAAUACGAAAACUAAA
Folsomia candida is the source of this 1717-nucleotide messenger RNA. RefSeq names its product acyl-lipid (8-3)-desaturase. NCBI's taxonomy places the organism in Eukaryota, Metazoa, Arthropoda, Collembola, Entomobryomorpha, Isotomidae. The record is from RefSeq and is a predicted model, not a curated record. The transcript is spliced from 5 exons. Gene Ontology annotation, molecular function: oxidoreductase activity, acting on paired donors, with oxidation of a pair of donors resulting in the reduction of molecular oxygen to two molecules of water. Gene Ontology annotation, cellular component: membrane. The coding region runs from base 274 to 1491 and encodes 405 amino acids. Gene Ontology annotation, biological process: lipid metabolic process.